AUGCUUUUAGCCAUGAAAGUGGCAUAUUCGCUGUUUCUCACAUUUGUAAUUUUGUGGACAUCGGUUGUACCGAAAAGCAUUGGAGAAAUCGAAGCUCCUUUAAUGGAACCAAUGAGAUACAAAAAAUGGACCAGACUGGAACCAAGUGUACGUUUCUUUGACAAACGAUGGACCAGAUUAGAACCAAGUGUACGUUUCUUUGACAAAUGA
Messenger RNA from Brugia malayi, 210 nucleotides. RefSeq lists its product as uncharacterized. The transcript has 2 exons. Lineage: Eukaryota; Metazoa; Nematoda; Chromadorea; Rhabditida; Onchocercidae. Bases 1 to 210 code for a protein of 69 amino acids. The record is from RefSeq and is a predicted model, not a curated record.